AUGGGAAUUGACAGAACAAAAUUAAAUUACUACUAUAAGCUAGCUAACGAGACCAUUCUUUCUUUGCAGAAUACAGUAACCGGCCUAGUACCAGCAUCUCCUGAGAACCCUCACGCUUGGAUCCGAGACAAUGUUUACAUUUCCUUAUCGAUUUGGGGUCUUUCGAUGGCUUAUCGGAAAGUUCCAUCAAUCGAUGAAGACAGGUCACGGGCCUAUGAACUUGAGAAGUGUGUGGUUAAUCUGAUGCGAGGCAUUUUGCGGUGUUACAUGUAUCAGGCCGACAAAGUUGAGGCAUUUAAGAAAACACAAGACCCAAAAGUGGCACUUCAUGCAAAGUUUGAUUCUCGAACAUGUAAACCUGUCGUUGGCGACUUCGAGUGGGGCCACUUGCAGAUUGAUGCAGUUUCCCUAUACCUUCUUGCGCUGGCUCAAAUGACUGCUGCAGGCAAGCAUAUUUUUCGAUUACGCAUUAUUUGGACCGUUUCUGAAGUCGCAUUCAUCCAGAACCUCGUAUUCUAUAUUGAACCUGCUUCUCGAAUUCCCGAUUACGGCAUUUGGGAACGUGGAGAUAAAACAAAUCAUGGUCGAACUGAGCUUAACACUAGCUCCGUAGGCUUGGCUAAGGCGGCGUUAGAGUCUCUGAACGGACUGGACCUUUUCGGUCCUCAAGGAGGAAGCAACUCUACUAUUCAUGUCCUUCUUGAUGAAAGUCAGCAGUGCAACACCGUAUUAGAAAAUAUGUUGCCCCGUGAAUCUCACUCUAAAGAAACGGAUGCAGCGCUCUUGGGAAUUAUUAGUUAUCCGGCUUUUGCCGUGAAUGAUAAACAAAUAAUUGAGAAGACGCGCUCAACGGUCCUAUCCAAGUUGCUUGGAAGUUAUGGCUGCAUUCGGUUUAUGCGAGACGGUUAUCGGACUGCACUCGAGGACCCACGUCGUCUACACUACGAGCCUUGGGAGCUGCGAAUGUUCGAGGGCAUCGAGUGCGAAUGGCCUCUGUUCUUCACCUACCUAAUAUUGGGAGCGUGCUUUGAUGGUGACAGAGAGUCUGCACAAAGAUAUCUAGAUCAACUAGAGCAAGUCGUUCUUCGCCGCGUAUGCAACAUUUAUUUUCCUCCUAUUCAUUCCAUUGUGCUACCAGUACUGAAGCAUUAG
Messenger RNA from Dibothriocephalus latus, 1152 nucleotides. The record is from the annotation of a GenBank genome assembly. NCBI's taxonomy places the organism in Eukaryota, Metazoa, Platyhelminthes, Cestoda, Diphyllobothriidea, Diphyllobothriidae.